This is a messenger RNA of Impatiens glandulifera, 1021 nucleotides long. Its product is annotated as ethylene-responsive transcription factor 3-like. Gene Ontology annotation, biological process: regulation of DNA-templated transcription. The record is from RefSeq and is a predicted model, not a curated record. Lineage: Eukaryota; Viridiplantae; Streptophyta; Magnoliopsida; Ericales; Balsaminaceae. The transcript has a single exon. Gene Ontology annotation, molecular function: DNA-binding transcription factor activity; DNA binding. Bases 213 to 833 code for a protein of 206 amino acids.
UUGGAUGAGUCCCUCCUCCCUCCCUCCUUCCUCUUUAAGGGUUAACGCGGGGAAGGAUGACGAAAGAAACAGACAUUUAUAUACAGAAGAAAUAGAGCUCCUCGAGGAAGAAGAAGAAGAGAAGAACAACUUAUCUUCUUCUUCAUCUUCCUUCUUUUUCAUAUCUUCUUUAAGAAGAGAAUCUGUUGUGUUCUUAAUUUGGGUAAAAAAUAAUGCGUAAACCUAGAGAAACAGCCGUGGCCGCCAUGAAUAAGGAAUCGAUGGAGAUUAAGUAUCGUGGUGUGAGGAAGAGGCCUUGGGGAAAGUUUGUGGCGGAAAUUAGGGAUCCGAUGAAAAAACAAAGGAUUUGGCUUGGUACUUUCGAUUCGGCUGAAGAUGCUGCUCGAGCAUAUGAUGAUGCGGCUCGAUCUUUACGGGGACCCAAAACGAAGACCAAUUUCCCAAACAACGUUGUUGCUGCUGCUAAGAAACAACAACCUAUUAUUAAUGUUUUGGAUCAGGAUCUACAACAAGAUAUGAUGAUGGCGGCGGCGGCGGCGGCGGCUCAGAGACCGACUUCAAGCAGUUUGAGCAGCACCGUUGAGUCUUUUAGUGGACCUAGGCAGAAGAAGCCUGUGGUGGUGGUGUCUUUAUCCAAAAGACAUCAUCCUCGGACGCCGCCGAUCUUGCCGGAUGAUUGCCGUAGCGAUUGCGAUUCUUCGUCGUCGGUUAUUAACGAUGGAGGCGUUGGGGAAAUCGCUUCAUCUUCAUCGGUGAGGAAGGGUUUUCAGUUUGAUCUUAAUCUUCCUCCGCCGUUGGAUGACGGCGAUUGCUGCACAGGUCUCCGACUCUGAUGAUAUCUUUUACUUUAUGUUUUUUUUUUUUCAUGCGAGGAAGGAAGAAAGAAAGAUAGAAAUUUCCAUUGACUAAUAAUUAAUUAAUUAAUUAAUCCAAGAAAUGAAAUCAUUGUUAAUUUGUUGUUGUUAUUGAAUGUAGUAUCAUCAAGUUAUAGAAAUGAAUUGAGUUUGGAUCUCUUUGAUUA